GCGCAAGCUUCCUGGGAGUUCGACUUAGGCCGACCUUUUGAAUUGGAUGCUUGACCGCAGUUGAUUGGAUUCACUCCUUUGUACGUCCUGACCGGAUCACAUCUCUACUGCAAUGGCUCCAGCAACGAUCACUGUGGUUGUUGAACCACGGGGGAAACCCAUUAAGAAACUCCCUAGGGAGAUUCAAAUUGCUCCCAAUGCAUCAACACAGGAGCUUUACAGCUCUGUUGCGGAAGCUUCGGCUUUUUCCAUCCACCGUCUGAGAAUCACGAAAGGAAGCGACCGGAGCCUAGUUCCGAACUCCAAGGAGACCACCAUUGAUGGGACUGGUCUCAAGGAGAAGAGUGUAGUUCACGUCAAGGACCUGGGCCCCCAGAUCAGUUGGCGCACCGUGUUUAUCGUUGAAUACCUUGGCCCUCUCCUGAUUCCUGCUCUCUUCCUCUUCCCUCUUCGACCUCUCCUGUACUAUAACUUUGACGCCAUCCCCGAACCGAGCGAUCUCCAGCUCAUCGUCUGCGCCCUGCUGACAAUCCACUUCUUGAAGCGCGAAUAUGAAACGGUCUUCGUCCACCGUUUCAGUAAUGCCACAAUGCCGGCGCGCAAUAUCGUCAAAAACAGCGGUCACUACUGGGUGCUUGCUGGCUUUAAUAUCGCUUACUGGGUUUUCCGGCCUGAUGCGGCUGCAGCCACUGGGCAGCCACACCCCGCCCUGCUCUACACCGGGCUCGCUCUCUUUAUUUUUGGAGAGCUGGCUAACUUCAACACUCACUUGGUCCUGCGCGGUCUUCGUCGCCCCGGAACCACCGAGCGCGGAAUUCCCUCCGGGUUUGGAUUCAGCGCUGUCACUUGCCCCAACUACUUUUUCGAGAUUGUCUCUUGGGUUGGUGUCUACCUUGUGAGCGGCUUAAGCUGGAGCGUUCUAUUCUUCAUCGUUGUUGGCGCCGCUCAAAUGGCUAGCUGGGCAAAGAAGAAAGAGCGUCGCUACCGCAAGGAGUUCGGUGACAAGUACAAGCGAAAGAGGUUUGUCAUGCUUCCUGGUUUGGUUUAGAGGUCCGGUUGCAUUGGAUGGAACCCUUGGGCCAAAGGCUAGCCAGAGAUAAUCACCAACGGGUGAUCAAUGUGUAGACUUGUACCGCCACGUCUCUUGGGAGUUCAAACACGCUCCCUUUAUCCGUAGUUGGAAGAAGGCGCUAAACUACUGUACCAGCCCUGAUUGUUUGAAUGAGUGUAUUGCUGGGAUCUAAUGUGGAAGUGAAUGUUACAGAAAUAGUUAAUCAUUCUGCAUUAAUAACUACCUAGGAAUUGGUCCGGUCCGUCCCUAGGAGAGCACUCUAUGGGGGAAAAAAAAAAAAAAAAAAGGAAACUUCCCUGAACUCCUUACGCCGAUCGGGCUAAAAAAAGGGGUGGGGGAAAGAGAGAGAGAAAGAGAAAAAUACAUGAACAUUACCUUCUAUAUCGUCGCUUCCACAAACCCAGA
This is a messenger RNA of Aspergillus ochraceoroseus IBT 24754, 1477 nucleotides long. RefSeq names its product trans-2-enoyl-CoA reductase (NADPH) TSC13. Gene Ontology annotation, molecular function: oxidoreductase activity, acting on the CH-CH group of donors. The record is from RefSeq and is a predicted model, not a curated record. Lineage: Eukaryota; Fungi; Ascomycota; Eurotiomycetes; Eurotiales; Aspergillaceae. The coding region runs from base 113 to 1048 and encodes 311 amino acids. The transcript is spliced from 3 exons. Gene Ontology annotation, biological process: very long-chain fatty acid biosynthetic process.